This is a messenger RNA of Notothenia coriiceps (black rockcod), 891 nucleotides long. RefSeq names its product active breakpoint cluster region-related protein-like. The transcript is spliced from 7 exons. Gene Ontology annotation, molecular function: GTPase activator activity; guanyl-nucleotide exchange factor activity. Gene Ontology annotation, cellular component: membrane. Gene Ontology annotation, biological process: positive regulation of GTPase activity. The coding region runs from base 49 to 891 and encodes 280 amino acids. NCBI's taxonomy places the organism in Eukaryota, Metazoa, Chordata, Actinopteri, Perciformes, Nototheniidae. The record is from RefSeq and is a predicted model, not a curated record.
GGGGGAGACAGGAAAGGGAGAUGAAACCAUUAUGAGUAGAGAGGGCUGAUGGAUGUACUCGAGCAACGACGAGUCUACCAGACAGAGUCAGACUUUAACUACAACACAGACGGCUACGAGGGAGACGGAGCGGAGGACGGCAAGUCUCAGGACGGCUCGGAGACUCUGCCCUUCAUAGAUGAGUCUCCCACCAUGUCGCCACAGUUGUGCGCACCCCAAGGGCCCGACGGAGAGGCCGUCUCCCCCACUCCACCAGAGAGCCUGCUGGCAGGGGGAGACAUAGAGAAAGGACUGGAGAUGAAGAAACUGGUGCUGUCUGGUUUCCUGGCCAGCGAGGAGAUCUAUAUAAACCAGCUGGAGGCCCUUCUACUGCCCAUGCGACCUCUGAAAGCAACAGCCACAAGCUCGCAGCCUGUCCUCACCAUCCAGCAGGUAGAAACCAUCUUCUACAAAAUCCAGGACAUCUUUGAAAUCCACAAGGAGUUCUACGAUGCCCUCCUACCCAACAUCCAGCAGUGGGACGAGAAGGUCACCGUGGGCCAUUUGUUCCAGAAGCUGGCCAGCCAGCUGGGAGUGUACAAGGCCUUUGUGGACAACUACAAGGUGGCACUAGAGACGGCAGAGAAAUGCAGCCAGGCCAACGUCCAGUUCCAUCAGAUCUCGGAGAACCUCAAAGUAAAAGGCCCUAAAGACUCCAAAGAUUGUACCACAAAUGUCUCAAUGGAAGCUGGCAGACCCUGCGUCCUCACUGUAGACCCCUGCAGUGUGGUGCUGUUCAAAGACUUUGCCCACGUGUCUAUCGCCUCCUUAUCAAAGAUGAUCUAUCUGUCCGUCGGCCAAGUCGUCAGGACGACCUUGAGAGAAGGACCAAUCAGAGUCGCCUCGCUGUGA